Acipenser ruthenus (sterlet) is the source of this 3501-nucleotide messenger RNA. RefSeq names its product endophilin-B2-like. Bases 148 to 1392 code for a protein of 414 amino acids. The record is from RefSeq and is a predicted model, not a curated record. Gene Ontology annotation, cellular component: membrane; cytoplasm. The transcript has 14 exons. Gene Ontology annotation, molecular function: protein binding. NCBI's taxonomy places the organism in Eukaryota, Metazoa, Chordata, Actinopteri, Acipenseriformes, Acipenseridae. Gene Ontology annotation, biological process: membrane organization.
CCCCUUUAAAUCGAGGUGACGUAGCUGAUGACGGUGGGUUAAGUGAGUGUUGCUGCUGGUAUUGCGCGAGGGAAGCCGAUUGCCUGUUCUGAUCGCGCACGGUUUGCAGAGCUAUAGCGCGUAUACAUUAUCUCAUGCACGGACACUAUGGAUUUCAAUGUAAAGAAACUAGCUUCAGAUGCUGGGCUUUUCUUCACGAGAGCUGUUCAGUUCACGGAGGAGAAGUUAGGCCAGGCAGAGAAGACCGAACUAGACGCUCACUUUGAGAACCUGCUGGCCCGGGCCGACAGCACCAAGAACUGGACCGAGAAGAUCUUCCGGCAGACCGAGGUUCUGCUGCAGCCCAACCCAAUAGAUAACACGGGUGCUCGCAUCGAGGAGUUCCUGUAUGAGAAGCUGGACCGGAAGCUCCCCUCCCGCACCACCAACGGAGAGCUCCUGGGUCAGUACAUGCUGGAGGCUGCUAACGAGUUUGGACCCGGGACUCCUUACGGGAGCACCUUGGUUAAGGUCGGGGAGAGCCAGCGUCGGCUCGGGGGGGCGGAGCGGGAGUUCAUGCAGUCCACGGCCAUCAACUUCCUGACCCCGCUGAGGAACUUCCUGGAGGGAGACUGGAGAACCAUAUCUAAAGAACGGCGACUUCUCGAGAACCGGAGACUGGACCUGGACGCCUGCAAAGCCCGGUUAAAGAAAGCGAAGAUCGCAGAGGCCAAAGCAGCUGCCAUACCCGAUUUUCAGGAGACUAGGUCCCGUAAUUAUGUGCUGUCUGCCAGUGCAUCUGCGAUUGCACCUCUUGUGUGCCGUAGCGCUGGGUGUGUUUCUGUUAAAAGGCUCUGGAGUGAGGAGGUGGACAAAGCAGAUCACGAGCUGCGAGUCGCCCAGACCGAGUUUGACCGGCAGGCAGAGGUGACCCGGCUGCUCCUGGAGGGGAUCAGCAGUACUCAUGUGAACCACCUGCGCUGUCUGCAUGAGUUUGUGGAGGCUCAGGCUACCUACUAUGCUCAGAGUCACCAGUACAUGCAGGACCUUCAGAAGCAGCUGGGCAGCGCCAAUGGAGAAGUAUUCCCAAACACUUUUGUGAAUACAAACCCCACCCCUGUGCCUGGUGGCUCCUCCCCCUCCAGUGCAGCCACACUCCCGGUCCAGCCCUCGUCCAGCCCCCUGGACACGGGCACGCUGAGCAUCGAGGAGGUGCAGCCCCCCGCCACCGGCACCCGCAAAGCCAAGGUCCUGUACGACUACGAUGCAGCCGACACCAGUGAGCUGUCCCUGCUGGCAGAUGAGUUAAUCACAGUGUACACGGUGCCAGGGAUGGAUCCUGACUGGCUCGUUGGUGAGAGAGGAAACCAGAAGGGGAAGGUUCCUGUCACCUACCUGGAACUGCUGAGCUAAAACAGGCGGACGGACGGACUGACACGCAGCGGACCACUGAAAAUGGGAAGAGUCACAAAAACGGAGGGGGCUGGUAACGAAAUUGCUUUACAGCUCUGUAAUCUCAUCAGUAUGCUAUAGUUAAUAUGGAGCACUUUAUAGGGCAGAAGGGCGUCGCUCACCACCUGGUUCUGCUCAUCCUCUUCUAGGGUGUACUAAUGCACUCAGUGGGUCGGUGUAGAACAGCUGUUAGCUGAACCCACAGAUCUUUAACCAAGCAGCUUUAUUUUCCACACAAUAGUUGUUUUGCAAGUUGAGUCAAUACACUUGUAUACAUGCUUCAGAGCAGUUUCGAAGAUGCUCUAUUAAAAUGUUCUUAGAACUACAGGAGGGGGUGUCUUAGAAUGCCUAGCUUGAUUUUACUAUAGGCCGAAUUAGAGAAUUGACAUAAUCUGAUUGGCUGCUUUCACUGUCACUCGUUACCGUUAUUUGAAUUGCCUCCUCCAGUUAUAUACUUGCCAAUGUGAUUCAGAAUGUCUCAACUGAUUAAUUUCGUUUAUCUGAUCUACUCCAAAUACGAAUCCCAGUCUCGGAGGAUGUGAACGCUGUCUUCUACAGUGGCUGCACUGGAAAGAAAUACACGUUUAAAAUUGUAGAAUUAUAAUCGCUGGUCUGGUUGAAUCAGAAAGAUGUAUUAUUAUUUCAACAGUAUUGGUGGACUGGAUUUGAGAAUAUCUAUUGGAAGACCAACCCCAUGCAUUUAAUAAUUGAUAACCCGCUACAAACAAAUACAUUACUAUAUAUACAUUAGUGUCCAGUAUACUGCCUUGAACAGCACAGUGUCAUGCACUAAGUCUAUUAUGUGUACUUUGCAGCAUCACUGAAAACCCACUGAAUCCACAAUACUGCAGUAUUAGUAAUCCACUUUGUAAGGAAGUUUAGACCAGAGAAAAAGGUCUGUUUAACAGAUCUAAGUCACAGUGGUUCUUCAUUCUGCCAUCAUUUCAAUAUUUAAAAUAGGACCUUUUUUUUUACAGGCAGAAAUCCUGUUACAUGUUUGGUUUUCAUUAUAAUAUUGGUGCACAAAAUGCCCUGUUUUUAAGGCACUUAGACAAAGGCAGUAAAUCAGCCACUGUAAUUUUAAACCAGUUGAAUCCAAUCCGAUGCCUCUCACUGCGUCACAUGCAAGCCGAGCCCUGACCCUGGAUCAGGCUGCAGUGACGCCAUGACCUCGCUGUGUAUGAAAGCACAUUGUCUAGCUGGGGUCACGUGUCUGCAACUGUGUUUGAAAUACCAUGUGACAUUUAAACCAGGCCUUUCAACUGAACGGCAAAUUAGCGUUGGCAGGUGUAUAGUUGGAUUGAACCAUUGUGACGAGAAUGUUAACUUAAAUUAAAAUAAAGAAAUGCUAAUUUUAAAAAAAAACAUGAUAAUAAACCUUUGAGUUGUUGUAUACUAACUUGAAGCAUUGUGAAACAGUUUUUAAAUGUUUUUUGGUUUGUUGUACAUGUUCCCUGUGUGUUGUUUGAGUACAUUCCAUUGAGGCGCUAUGUUUUAUUCACUCACAGAUGUUCUGUUUUUUUUUUUAAGGACAGCCUGUAAGGAAAUUUAAUACCAGAAAGUUACCCUGUAACCAGAAACGCUGAAAAGAAACAACAUGUUGUAGGUUUUAUAAAUGAUUGCAGGUCCUGUUGUCUGUCGAAUGUUUUACGUGGUCUACCCGUAUUUUAAUGAAUCAGACUUUUAACCCUUUCAGCCUGGCAGGACCUCAAGCUCCCAGCUUAUCUUAGUGCCGUAUGUUAAGACAUGAUGUCGGAAAUCACGCUGGAACCUCACAGGACUCCUGAGCCCCAGUCUGAGGACUAAAACAUCAUUUGGGACUGAAAGGGUUAACCGGGUGCACUAUAAUCAAUAGACCACGCUCUCGACACAAACAAAAUCCAUUCUCUGCCGCUGCGGACGUGUCGUAUUAAUCCAGCUUCUACGUUUUGUGUUGGGCUUUGAUUCCCCGAUUUGUGUUUUAUUUGUAUGUUUUGGUUCCUGUUUUGAGUGUAUUUAUUGCCUGUUACUGUAUUAUGCAUAGUGAAUGAAUGAAUCUGUUCAAAUGAAUAAAGGACAGCUUUAUUGGAA